CCUUACAAACAAAGUGAAAAGAAAGUCAUCAAAUUUGAUUGCGAGUGUUGUAACAAACAAGCCAUCAAUAACCAAAAAAAAAGAGAGAAAAAGUAAAACAAGAGAAGACAAAAACGACAAUAAAAACAAACAAAACGAAAGCGUUUAAACGCAGACGCUAGACGCUAUAGCUACGAAACUCACCGUAAUCGAAAAGCAAUAGAAUUCAGACAGAGACUCUUCUUUCUCUGUCUCUUCGAUUCGAUCAUUUUCAAAUAUUGAAUUCUUCGUAUCGGCUAAAUUCGAAGUUCUGAUUUUUCUUGUUUUCGGUUCUCGUUUCUCUGUUUGCUUCCGAUCGAUCCAAUUAUCUUCCUAUGGCUACGAUCGGACACAACAAUCUCAAUGCAAAAUUGGUUCUUCUUGGGGAUAUGGGUGCCGGUAAAUCCAGCCUCGUUUUGCGAUUUGUCAAGGGUCAAUUUCUUGAAUUUCAGGAAUCAACAAUAGGAGCGGCAUUCUUUUCACAGACAUUGGCAGUAAAUGAUGCAACGGUGAAAUUCGAGAUUUGGGACACGGCAGGACAGGAGAGAUACCAUAGCUUGGCUCCCAUGUAUUACAGAGGCGCUGCUGCUGCUAUCAUUGUCUAUGACAUAACUAGCUCUGAUUCAUUUUCACGAGCUAAAAAGUGGGUCCAAGAGCUUCAAAAGCAAGGUAAUCCGAACAUGGUCAUGGCUCUUACCGGCAACAAAGCUGACUUGGAAGACAAAAGAAAAGUGACAGCCGAAGAAGCACGUGUAUAUGCAGAGGAAAAUGGUCUGUUUUUCAUGGAGACCUCUGCCAAAUCUGCGGCCAAUGUUAAUGAAGUAUUUUAUGAAAUUGCCAAGAGAUUACCAAGGGCUCAGCCAGCUCAAAGUCCAGCAGGGAUGGUUCUUGUUGAUAGACCCGCCGAAGGAUCUAGUGCUGCAUCAUGUUGUUCAUAAGUGAUUCUGCUGUACUUACCCGCUGAAGGAUCUAGGGCUGCAUCAUGUUGUUCAUAAGUGAUUCUGCUGUACUUACCCGCCUCACUUAAAUUCCUAUUGUUUUCAGUGGUUUGUAUGUACUACACAGUACUUUGUUAUCACUGUUAUAUGGAGAGCUCCAACUGUGUAUGAUGGAUGCAAUUUGCCACACAGAACUUGUUGAUUAAAUAUAUAUCCCUUGGAAUGCA
This is a messenger RNA of Lathyrus oleraceus (garden pea), 1183 nucleotides long. RefSeq names its product ras-related protein RHN1. Lineage: Eukaryota; Viridiplantae; Streptophyta; Magnoliopsida; Fabales; Fabaceae. Bases 354 to 956 code for a protein of 200 amino acids. The record is from RefSeq and is a predicted model, not a curated record. The transcript has 7 exons. Gene Ontology annotation, molecular function: GTPase activity; GTP binding.